Molecule: messenger RNA, 4328 nt
Organism: Haliotis rufescens (red abalone)
Lineage: Eukaryota; Metazoa; Mollusca; Gastropoda; Lepetellida; Haliotidae
Product: C-type mannose receptor 2-like
Exons: 4
Coding region: 336-920 (194 amino acids)
Molecular function (GO): signaling receptor activity
Source: RefSeq, a predicted model, not a curated record
ACGAACCGAAAUACCAAAUCAUAUCAUAUGAAAUACUAUUAAUUGCUGUCACAGACUCAAUUGAUACCAGGAAAAAGUGCCUGGGUAAGUUUUUAUACUCUCCAACCAAAGUAGGGAUCAUGAAACAUAAAUGUUAUGAUCGAUCGUCAGAAGAAUUUUUAACAAACUCACUCAAUUCAUACAUGACGCAUACCAGGUCUUGAGGCAUUCAAGUGAUAGAUAGUGAAAUGUAAAUAUAACUCCUACCUCAGUAUCACGUCUCGACGGAAUCGAUUUCUCCCUUUUCUGCUGGGCUUCUGAGUCUCAGUUAGGCGGUUUCACAUCUGGCAGUCGUGAUGAAUUUUGCUCUGUGUGGACUGUUGGUGCUGCUUGAUGUUCUUGAGCUGGCUUCUCUCGAGUUCAUCACUGCAGGGAACGCUGCUUGCGAACAACUUCUUGAACUUGAAUUGAUCUGCAAGACUCGUCGUCAGGUCAACCUGAUGUGUUUUAAUCGUACCACAAAAACAUCGAAGACUAAAGUUAGACCAAAAGGGUACUUGAAAGUACACUUUGGUCAGGAAAAGCUGUUCUUCAAACUGUACCAUACAAAGAUGUCUUGGUCCAAAGCUUUGGAAAGGUGCAGCGUUGAUGGUGGCUCACUUGCCAAGAUCGAUGCUUCUGGAAAACAGAAGGUCAUUGAAAGGAUUCAUGGAUUGUCCGAUGGACCUUGGAUCGGAUUACGAGACACCCAUGACAAUGAUACAUAUUUCUGGAGUGAUGGAUCCCCUCUUCUCUACACAAAGUGGGACAUAUUCGAGCCCACUCACAUGUCUAACGAUGGUUCUAAAGAAGACUGUGUGAAGCUUCGAAAUGGAGUGUUUGGUUAUACAUGGAAUGAUUAUACAUGUGAAAGUAUGCUUCCUUUUUUGUGCGAACUGUGAGUUUAACUCUACUUUGGCAUAACAAUAUGGUUACACGUUUAUACCGCCUUUCUGAUUAUUGAGUAGUUUUACAUAGUAAUCUAAGCAUUUACCUCGAUUUAACAUAUUUGGUUUUCAUGCUUAAAAGCAGACAUUAAAACUAAACUGGCAUGUGCAUGGUAUUAUGGUCACACGUGAAGUCCUUUUAAUGAUUUCAACAGCUAUACUUUUUGUGCAUCCCAUCGGUCGCGCCAAGCACACAAUUUCUCAAUUUUUGGCGCCCGAAAAUCCUUGAGUAAUUGUUUUGCUGUCAAGGAACAACAAUAUUUCGUGAUUUGUCAAGGAUCGAUAAUGAAAUGUAGGUUUUUAGAUAUAAGUGAAUGGGUGACUGAGUACGGUUUUACGCCGCUUUUAUCAAUAUUUUAGCAAUAUCACGGCGGGGACCCCCGAGAUAGGCUUCACACAUUGUACAAAUGUGGGUGGCGAAGCGAACCCGGGGACUGCCGUCACGAUCGAAGGCUUUAACCACUAGGCUACACCACCGACCCUCAGGUAUGAUGAAAUGAAGGACUAGCCUUCAAUAGAUUACAUAUAAUACACAAUAUUUCAUUUUGAAACCCGUUACAUACAUAAGGCAUACCAUUUGUUAGAAAAUGUAACAACGUCCAGCAAAAAAUACACGUGAAAAAAGCCAAUCACCGCCAACUAUACUACACUAGCUGACAAGAGAAACUAUGCUCAAUAUAAAGUUAAAAGAAUAUUCUGAAAUUAAAAAAUGCAUCUUUCAAUACAUAUUCAUGAAGACAUCCCGAUUUUGAGGUCGCGAUUCAAAGUUUGCAUGUGCAUGCACGGCGCAUAAUUUGGAAGUUUGCGUGAUGUUGGGAGCAUAAUACUCACACACGUGGUUUUGUAAUGCAAACAACACACCAUGCUUGUUUAUCUGUCAAAUGCUCAUAAAGACCAUAUAAUGUUUAUCCGUAAAUAACGCUUAAGUAAUGCAACGACUUGCUGAACAUCAACGUGUACUCACCGUGGAUAUGCUUCAAAUAGGGGUGCCGCAAGACAUUUUAAUGUUCAACGAACGCAAUAAAAUCUCAUUGGAGCCGGUAGUCCAUGUGUGACGUCACGUCAACAAGACAACCAUAUUCGGUUGGUGCAUCUACGGAAUCGAUACCAAACUGCAACAAUUACAGCUCGGAUAAUUCCUGAGUUGUGACCAAUUGCAGAACAGUACGAAACCAGUUUAGGGAGCACAAUAUCCGGCCCCAACGCCCAAUUUUGCUUUCAUGUCAUCUUCUGGGACGCCUAGCUUGGUGCCGACACAGAUGAUUCCAGGUUUCAUCUGGAUUGCUCUGAUUGUCGUGCAAGGGUCUACAUGCGUCCCAAAGAAGGUCUUAGCGACGCAUGCGUUACUCAGCAGCGUCGUCAGUUUGUGGUGUAGUGUCAUGGUAUGGGGUGGCAUCGCAACUCAUCAUUGUUAAUGGCAAUUUGAAUGACGUACGUUCUACCCUCUGUGCAAAUGCAGGGACGUAACUUCACGUUACAGCAGGAUAAUGCCCGCCGACAUGGUUGUAACAGACUUUUAAAGGCAGUUUUACAUUGCUGAACUCCCAUGGCCGGCUGUUUCUCCAGUGCUCACCCCCAGAGAACAUGUCUGUGAUAAGAUUGACAGAUAAGACAGAUUGAACGGCGCCUAUGACAGAUUGAACGGCGCCUAUGCCAGAUUGAACGGCGCCUAUGACAGAUUGAACGGCGCCUAUGACAGAGUGAACGGCGCCUAUGACAGAUUGAACGGCGCCUAUGACAGAUUGAACGACGCCUAUGACAGAUUGAACGACGCCUAUGACAGAUUGAACGGCGCCUAUGACAGAUUGAACGGCGCCUAUGACAGAUUGAACGGCGCCAAUGACAGGACCUAAUCGGUAAUGCUAGCUUAGUUGUUUUCAAUCAUUCGGUGUCCUCAAUGCGCCGCCGCUGGCUCGCCUGUAUCAAAGCAAAUUGCAGUCACAUCCAAUAUUGACAUUGUCAAUUGAGUAGUAAUACCAUAUCUGUUGCUACCAGGUAUUAGUUUUGUCAAUGAAUUUGUAAGAUAAAACAUUGAUGACAAAAAUGACUAAAUAUUAUGUUAUUAUUUUCAGUAAAAUAAUAUUUACACCACUUUAUAUGAAGAAGUUAGUUUUCCCGUUAAUAUAUAUGUUUCCAUUAAAAUCAUCAAUUUAAUUUUCUGACCGAACACAUGUAAUCUUUAUUUAGAAAGCGACAUUCUCAUAUUGGAACUCAGAAGCUGAUAUCAAUUAUGUAAUGAAAUGUGUAACUGUUCCGUUGUAAUUCAGCUAUGUGACUACCCUUUCUAUUGCUUCCUUUGCUUCUUUGUAUGACAUAAUAUUCAGUGUUUGCGGCAAUUUGGAGAAACAUAAAGUGUUCUUGUUCCACUUUUCCAGCAGGUGUCGGUGAUAUAUCAGACAUUCAUGAACGUAUACAUAUGUCCAACAGAUACAUGGACGUUCGGAAUAUGUGAAAACAAAGGAAUGAGUUAACGAAUAUUGUUUAACCCCGCAUCAGCAAUUUUCCAGCUAUUCACGGCGGAAAACAAAGGAAGGUUGAUGCUUAACUUAUUUCUGGGUAUUUGUGAGUUAUAGAAAAAAAGGAACUAAAAAGAAAUAGAUUACUUUGUUCGAGUUUGGGCCCCACAAAAAUGUUUUCAAUUAACAGAUAUGCAUCCUGUCAACGUUAUUAUUAUUUUAUGACUUGCUCCACUUUAAAUAUAUUUUUACUUAUAUAUAUUGUUCUAUGUAAAUAUUCACACUCGAAGGGUUGAUUGUGUUUAUGAAACUGUCAGGAAAAGUUUGCACCAUUAAGAUCCACUGUAUGCUCCUCUAUCCUUGACUUAUUGUCUUUGACUGUGAUAGUGUGAACGCUUUGGAAAUCGUGAAAUAAAUUAUCUCAUUGUAACAUUAUAAAUACAUGUCUGAUGUUUGUGUUCAUAUAUCACAAGCACGCCUUUAAUAUUUAAAAGAGAGUAUCUGAAAAAGUGUUCUGUCACAACCAUUUAUCAUUUCCACUCAAGAACGACAAAUACCCCAAACCCAUUUGCUACGAUAGCUUUGUGUUGAGUUCAAAUGACACAACGCUGAUAACCGUCCAAUCUGGCAUGAUUAAAACAAGAAACGGUAUCAUCAGUACUCGACUCGUUUUGUUGCCAACGGUGUAAAAAUACAACUGGGAACGCCUGGUAGCAUGAUGACUGCCCUCUUCGUCUUAAUGUUCAGAAUAACAUCUUUCCAACUGAAAGUCUAUUUAUAAGCCAAAUUCGACUCGACAUUAUUUUGUGGCACCCUUGAAGAUCCCGGUGAGAAUAGGUCUUCAGCAACCCACGCUUGCCGUAAAAGGCGACUGUGCUUGUCGUAAGAAGUGACCAGUGAUCGGGUG